This is a messenger RNA of Hansenula ciferrii, 1410 nucleotides long. It is a transcript of the gene PFU1, whose product is annotated as Pfu1p. The record is from RefSeq and is a predicted model, not a curated record. Bases 1 to 1410 code for a protein of 469 amino acids. The transcript has a single exon. Lineage: Eukaryota; Fungi; Ascomycota; Saccharomycetes; Phaffomycetales; Wickerhamomycetaceae.
AUGGCUAAUAAGAGAAGACCAAAGAAGGCAAGAGUUCCAUAUAGACGUUAUGGACCUGGUUCAAUCAACAAAAACGGAAAUAAUAACACAGGAGAGGGUCAUAUGGGCUCUGAAGAUGAAGAUGAAGAAGAUGAAGUCGAACAAAGUGAUGUUAUGAAGAGUAGUCAUUAUAAUAAUAUUAAUUAUGAUGAUUACUCUUCAACUUCAUGGCCUAUAUCAAAAUUUCAAAAAAUUGAUGUUUUGAAAUUUGCAAUUAUUAAUGAAAAAUUGAAAAAUGGUGAAUUUAUUGAAAUUCCUAUAACUUUUACCAAAAAUGGAAAAAAUGGUGGUAAUGUUAAAAGUUUACAUUUACCUGUGGAAAUUUUACAAUUAAUCUUAAGAUAUAUCCCUAAAACUGAUCCAAAAUAUUUAAGAGUAUCUAAAUUAUUUUAUCAACUUUAUAUCCCUAUAUUAUAUCAUAGUCCAAUCUUGAAUUCUUAUAAUUUUUUCCAAUUUGUUGAUACUUUAAGUUCAAUUAAGAAUAAAGUUGGUAAACAUGUUAAAAUCUUAGAUUUAUCCACUAUAAUUCAAAGUGGUAAAAAUUCAUAUGUUUCAAAAUUAUUAAGAAGAUGUUCAGAAAAUUUAGAAGUUUUCGUUGCACCACAAACAAGUUUUGGUUAUGCACCAUUAGUUAGUUUAAGAGGUUGUAACAAGAUUAAAGUUUUAGAUCUUAGAUUAGUUAGUGAAACAAUGAAUUUAAAAGAAUUGUUUUAUUCUAUAAGAAAUUCUAAAGAUUUAACUCAUUUAUCAUUCCCAAGAUCUUCAAUUACAUGUGAAGAUAUUAAUUAUAAUUCAGAAUUAGAAAUUGAAAAUUUUUGGCCACCAAAUAUUUGGUAUUUAAGAUUAAGUGGUGGUGUUUCAGAUGAAUUUAUAAUGAAUUCUAUAUUACCCAAAUCAAUAACAAGAUUAGAAUUUGCUCAUUGUCCAUCCUUAAAAGAAUUUGCAGUUUAUUCGUUAUUAUCAAGAUUUGGUAGAAAUUUAACUCAUUUAUCAAUUCAAUAUCCAAUGCCUGGACUUACUGAAAAUUCCAUGGAUUAUAUAUUCCAAUAUUGUCCAAAUUUAAUUUUUUUACAAAUUACAGUGGAUUAUUGUUCUAAAGAUUUAUUUUCAGAGGAUUUUUUACCACCAAUCCUAGGUGAUAAACCUCGUUGUUUGAAAACUCUUUGGAUUGAAUCAAGUGGUGGUUUAGGACAAGGUGCUAAAAUCCAUCCAGAUGAUUUAACAAUUGCACUCUUGGAGGAAAGAUUACCAAUGUUGAAAAAUAUUCGAAUCACUUCAAAAUUAGGUUGGGAUUUGAAAAGUGAUGAUGUUGCAGAUUUAAUUAAUGCAUUAGAGGAAAAAGAUGGUGGUCUUUAUAUCCAUCAUUAUUAA